CCCACUGUGUCCUCCCCCCUCAAUCCCCAUGGCUUAUUCUCCCUAGCGAUGAAAAAGCCCGCAGCCACCGCCUCUCCUCCAACCCCGCCGACGACCGAAACCGAGCCUACAAGAUCCUUCUCCCUGAAGCUCUCUGGGCUCGUCGCCGCAUAGUCUACUCCGGCGCCGGUGGCUGGAUCCUCACUUUCCAAAACACCCAAACCCUAGCUUUGUUCAAUCCUCUGACUCACUCCUCCAUCUCUCUCCCUCCGCUGCCAUUGACCGAGUGGGACAAGAACAUGACAGGUUAUUUGUACAUGAGAGCUAAGACCUUCGGAUCCCAUCUCUUCGCAGCCCUUUUCCCCAAUCUUGGUGACAUCUUCCUCUGCGGGCUUGGUGAGAGCUCGUGGAGGAGGAUCCAAGGACAUCAUUAUGAUUCAGCUACUGAUUUUGUAUAUCACGAUGGAAGACUCUAUGUCAGGAGUUGUAAUGAAAUCACAGUUUUUGACCCGCGCACUCUUGAAAAGCUCGGGGGGGUUUAUGUUCGAUCCGACUCGGUUCGUGAUUACCUCGUUGAAUCUCCUCAGGGGGAGUUGUUGUUGGUGGGGAGGAAAUAUAAGAGUGACUGUAAGAGAUUCAAAGUGUUUUGGCUGGAUUCAAGCGAUGAGAAAAUUGUUUCUGUUGAGUUAACUAGUAUAGGCGACAAUGUGUUGUUUGUGGAUGAAGUUCAAGCUAUGGCUUUUUCUGCUGGAGAUUUGGAGGGUUGUAGAUGGAAUUGCAUUUAUUUUGUGGACGGUCUUGGCGAGGAGGGAGAUAAGGGGCUGAUGUUGUUUGACAUCGAAAAGGGCCAGGUUGAACAUGCCCCGUUGUUUACGUUUACUUCUGAAGAGUGUGGACGUUGGGGAAGAGCUACGUUGGCUGGUCCAAGCCUUGAUUACUGAUUUUGUUGAAAUGAGCAAGGCUUCUUCUAGGAUAGUACAGUGGUUAUGGGAAGAGUUUGAUAUGUUAGAUGGUGUCAACUUCACCUAAAGUUAUGGUUUGAUUGAUGAUGGAAGAGGACAUGAAGUGUGUUUUAGACUUGAGUUUUGUUUGAAGGGAGUAAAUUCUCUUGGUUCUGUAUCCUGUUUAAGGUUCAACUGUGGUAGAUUAUUGUUACAAAGUUGUCACGUUCUUUGAGCUUUUAUUGUUUAGUCCUGCUUUAUGUGUGCACUGAAUACACCUCAAGAUGUACUUUGUGUUUUCGUGUUAUCAUUUUCUGAGGAAAUAAAGCUUUUGAGUGUCGUUUACUUCCA
This is a messenger RNA of Asparagus officinalis (garden asparagus), 1271 nucleotides long. RefSeq lists its product as uncharacterized. The coding region runs from base 279 to 920 and encodes 213 amino acids. The record is from RefSeq and is a predicted model, not a curated record. Lineage: Eukaryota; Viridiplantae; Streptophyta; Magnoliopsida; Asparagales; Asparagaceae. The transcript has 2 exons.